This is a messenger RNA of Nerophis lumbriciformis (worm pipefish), 609 nucleotides long. Lineage: Eukaryota; Metazoa; Chordata; Actinopteri; Syngnathiformes; Syngnathidae. The record is from RefSeq and is a predicted model, not a curated record.
AUGUUGGGUCGCGGCGUGAAGCGAAAGCGGAGCCGUGUGGAGCUGCCGGCCAUGGCCGGCGAUGAGAAGCGACGGCGCGAGGACGCCGCAGAGUCGUCAUGGGCCGGCGACGUGCGUCAGCGCGUGCUGGGCCUCGGACUGGAGAAGCUGCGUAGCUCCCGGAGCGGUGCCGAGCUCAGCCUGCGCCGCUCUGUGCUACUCAUCAACACACUGCGCCUGAUCCGCCACGACAUGCGGGACGAGAACCCGCGUGGGCCGCCUGACUCGCCUCUUCUGAGCAACGACCUCACGUGUCGAGGUUGCGAAGAGGCUGGCCCGGAAAGUGCGGCCAGACCGGAAACCUUGGUGCAGGAGGCCUUUUUCGGGGCCUUUAGCGACGCGGUCAACGCCGUGAGUUACCUGGCCGACCUGGCGCCGGACGACAUUUUCGAGGACAUCGACACGUCCAUGUACGAAAGCUCGGACUUUUCCGCGGGGUGGACCCUCUGGCCCUUGGGCAUGUCCGUCUGGGCGGACCAGGAUGAAAAAAGCCCCGCUUCGGGUCGCCAGUCCUGUGCGAUGGACAUGAACGAGCUGGACCACAUCAUGGAGAUCUUGGUCAAGUCCUGA